Molecule: messenger RNA, 4562 nt
Organism: Didymodactylos carnosus
Lineage: Eukaryota; Metazoa; Rotifera; Eurotatoria; Philodinida; Philodinidae
Source: the annotation of a GenBank genome assembly
CCAUGGGUACAUCUGAAGAUUCGGAAAUGAAAUUUACUCAGAAAAUGUUAAUUUAUCGAAUGGUCGAGAAUAAUGUGACACACCUUUGUUUUCAAGCUUCUUCGUCGGUAUUGAUCGAGUAAUAAGUUCCUUGUAAAAUUGUGCAUCUUUUGAUGAUACUUUAAAUGUUCUAGGUUAAAGUUUCAAAUGAAAAUGGAAGACUAGAAAGCUGGAUAUAAGAAAUUUUGGAUGCAUCUUGAUGAUACUCAAAGUUUUCAUAUUUUUAUCGAGAAAAUAAGAUGGUCUUCUAUUUCUAUUCUAAGGCGGUUUUGUAGGAAAUUAAAUUCUCCAACAAAUAAGCUUAAGCGCACAUUCUUAGUCGAUGAAUAUCUACGAAGAAACCUAAAAACAAAAGUGUGUCAUUAUCUCUCGACCAUCUGAUAAUGACACCAAGUAUAUGAUCCAAAAGUUUGAAAUAAAAUGUGACUUUCUUGACACGUUUUUUAUGACGUGUUCUUGAGUGCUGACUGGCUUAAAAGGUCGAAAGCUAUGUUUAUAACUGAUAGUCUAUUAUUAAUUUGAGAUCUAUAACUGAUAAGCAUUAAGUUGAUAUAAAAUUUAUUCCCUUGCGUACGUACAGGUCGAAGGAUAUAAUAAACAAAAACUGCUCUUUUUGAAUACCAUCAGAAAAGAAAGGACUAGUUUAUUUUAUUGGAUAUGUUGCUUAUUGAGAAAAGAACUAAAGUAGAUUAGAUUCAGCUUAUUUGUUUUACUGUGAAAAUAUUACAAUCGUUAAAUUCAUUUGUUUUUGUACAUUUAGGUACUCGACGCUUGUUGUGCGGUACAGUUGGUGCUUUUUAAUCCUUGGAUUUGUUAUAUGUAUUGUUUUGGGAUUAGCAUCGAUUAUCAAUCGUGAUUUACCCGAUUUCAAUGAUCCAACUAAAGGCUUUGUUCCCCGAGGGAAACAUACUCUUACUAGUCGAUUGUUUGUAUUGGAACGAUUACAUAAAGAAUUGCAAGGACAAAUGUCCAAGUCAAAUAGUGAGACAGUUGAAACUUCAACAAUACGUCCUAUACCUCCAUAUGAUGAUGAUGAUUACGAUGAUGUUGUGGAGGAAAACGAUGGUACAAAAUUAAUAGAAAAUUUAAAAAAUGAUUUAGUAAAUAAUCGACAAGGAUGUGCUUAUACGACUAUCAGUGGGCAAAAGUUGUCGUCAUGUUUGUCAAACGAACAAGUUUUUAGUUUAUUGAAAGAUGAAAUCGAUUUAUUUACGCUCUCAAGACCAAUUCAGCAAAAGUUGUUUAAUUCACAUCAGAUGUGUACAUCAAUAAAUCUAAAUCGUCAUUAUGAAGUUUAUUUUGAAUCAACAAAUGAAUCUGAUCGUAAUCUUCUCACAUUACCAUCGUUACAAUCAUUAUGUAAAAAGCAAAAUGAAUUACUUGAUAUAUUUCGACUCCAUUCAACGUGUCAUUAUACAUUACCACAAAUGAUCGCUUACUUUAAUGAUAAAUCUGAUUGUGAAGAUUUAACAGACAAUGAUAUUGAAACAUUUCUUAAUCGACUUCAACGUUGUAAGCAAUUACACGAUUUGGGAAUUCUUCGAGAAGUCGGUUUAAAACGUUAUAAAAAUAAACCAUUAGAACUAUUUGAUUAUGAUUCAUGUUUUCGUUAUAAUUAUACAUUUAUUUCAUUAGAAUAUUUGUUAGAUAAAACAUUUUAUAGAUCAAAUACAACAAAAUAUACUGCCAUGUGGUUUAUUAAGCCGACCGCUACAGCAUCAGUUUCCUCAUCAGUGAUGGCUCCUUUUCAGAUAAACACGACAGUCAUUGAAACACCUAUGCAUACGACUAAUUUUGCGUAUAAUUUAUUUUUGAAAUAUUUCUAUCGUAAUACAAGAUUUGAUGAUGAAUAUACACGUCUUUCUGGACUUAAUUUUCUCGACAUACGAAUACCAACGGCAAUGAAGCAGAUACGAGUGGACAUGUUUUUUGUUAUAUUAGCAAUUACAUUGAUUAUAGCGGUCACAAUAUUGUAUUUACGAUCGAUAACAGUCGCCUUAAUGGCAAAUAUAUGUGUACUAUUUAGUUUUGCGUGUGCUUAUUUUUCCUAUAAAAUUGUAUUAGGUAUUGAUAUAUUUCCUUACAUCAAUUUAAUGGCAACAUUUAUUUUGAUUGGUAUCAGUUGUGACAAUGUAUUUGUUAUAUUUGAUGCGUGGUAUUCAGAAAAAUUAGAUGUUUAUAAUGAGGCAAGAUUAAAUAAUCGUACAAUUGAUUUUUAUGGUAAAUUAACAAAAAAGCAAGAACUACAGUAUCGUCGUGAUCGAGAAAAUAUUUAUUACUCUUUAAAAAAUAAAAUGCGUGAAAAUACUAAUGGGAAUACCAAGGAUACAACAAAUGAGAUGAUAAAUAAUGGUGAUGAUCAUGACGAUCACAUUGAAAAUAAUGCACUAAUACGGAUGAUGAAAGUUAACGACGAACAAAUGAUUAUAAUGAUGGGUGGCGUAUUAAGACACGCAGCGGCAUCCGUAUUUGUGACAAGUUUUACAACAAGUGCCGCUUUUUUUACGAACUUGAUUACACGUAUUGCUUAUGUACAAUUGUUUGGAUUAUUUAUGGGCUUUUGUAUUCUGUUUAACUUUCUUAUGAACAUUACAAUGAUUGUUGCAUUUGUUAUUAUCUAUGAAAAAUUAUGUGAACCAUUAUCAGCUCGUUUAAAUUUUUCAAAAUUUACAAAUAUUGUCGAUGCAUUUAUGUUACAUUUGACACGUUUGAAUCAUAAAUUAUUUACUGUUUAUAUACCGAAAUUAAUCAUUAAAUUACGAUUUUUAUUCAUGCUUUUCUUUCUUACCUGUGGUAUUAUUGGUUUGAUUAUUGUUUUUUAUAAACCAAAAUUAUCCCCACCAAAAUCACGACGAUAUCAAUUUUUUGAUAUUGAACAUCCAAUGGAAAAAUUUGAAUAUCAUAUGCGUGAUCAAUUUUUAAGUUAUAUCAAUGAAGAUAAAGAAAAUAUUACAAACCCACCGUUACUAUUUAUAUGGGGUGUUGAUGACACAGAUACAACACAUCCAUUUUAUCCUGAUGAUACUAAAUCAAAAAAGCAACAUCAAUUAGUGUACAAUAAUAAAAUUGAUUUGUAUGAUCGAAAUGUAUUAAAAUGGUUUGAUCAUUUUCUUAAAGAAUUAAAUCAAAGUGAUUUAUUUGUUAAUGUAGAAGAAACAUAUUCUGACUGGCUUUCGCUAGGUCGAUUAAUACAUGGUUUCAUUAAUUCAAAUAUAAGUGAAUUAUCAAUUAAAAGUGAUUCAGAAGACUUUUUUAUUCCACCGACACGAAAUCAAACAGUAUUAGCCAUAGAACGAUUGAUUACUUUUAUUAAAGCAAGUUCAACGAUUAAACAAAACUUUCGUAUUGGAUUUUUACCUGAUCAAAUGAAAAAAAUCAAAGCGUUUAUAUUCAUUGUUAACAUGAAUUGUACAUUUAGUAAUUAUUCGACACAAGACAUAUAUUACAGAAAACUGAAUGAUUAUUUUCAACAACUAUUAGAAAAUAUCAAAUUGAGUAGUCCAUCGUCAAAGGAGGAUAUAUCUAGUUUGGAAUUAUAUGAGAUGUUAAAACAUGGUUGGUUUGUAUCACCCCAAUUUUUAUUUUAUGAUUUAAUGCGUGAAGUUAUACGUGGAACAUACACAUCACUCAUAUUUUCAAUGUUAUUUGCUUUGGUUGUGUUAUUAUUGACAUCUGGCAAUCUUCUAAUAACAUUAUAUGCAAUGAUAACAAUUAUCUUUAUUAUAAGCAAUACGGUGGCCGUAUUUGUUUUAAUCGGAUGGGAAUUAAAUAUUUUAGAGACAAUAAUUAUCAUCAUGAGUGUUGGUCUCAGUGUUGAUUUCACGGUUCAUUACGGAGUAGCUUACAUUAAAGCUGAUUGGAAAAAGAAUCAUGUUAAAUUGAAAUCCGUUAAAUUAGUUGACAUGAAAAAAGGUGAAGUGGGCACAAUCAAAGCGUCUGACAUGCAGAUGAAAGCAAACGGUGAUCAAACUUUACAACUUUUACCAAAUGAGAAUAACAAAAUUAAUCAUCAUGUUAAAAUUGUUCCGGAUAAUAAAAAGAUUUCAAAAUUUCAACGUUUCUAUCGAUGGCAUCAUAAUGGAAAUGAACAACGUUUUCGUCGAGUUAAAAAAAGUUUAACAAGAGUUGGUUCAGCCGUGUUUAUGGCAGGUUUUACAUCAUUCUUAGCUGGUGUUAGUAUGGCUCCAUCGAAAUUGACAGCUUUCUCACAAAUGGGCUUUUUUCUAAUGUUAAUUAUGUUCACUAGUUGGUUGUAUGCGACAUGGUUUUUUCUACCAUUAUGCAGUUUUCUUGGUCCAAUUGAUAAAUUUGGAGAUAUCCCAUUUGGAAAAUUGUGUCGAUGUUGGAAACCUCCAAAAGACGAUGAAAGACAUGGUGAUGAUGAACGAAAAGCGCACGGAGACGGAGAAAAUAAUACGGAUAGAACGUUUUUAUCCAAUAAUAAUAAUAAUAAUAAUAAUCAAACGAACGAUACAACCGUAUUGAGAAACUUGCUUGAGAAAUCCACAGAGGGUAAUCUAUGA